Owenia fusiformis is the source of this 2119-nucleotide messenger RNA. The record is from the annotation of a GenBank genome assembly. NCBI's taxonomy places the organism in Eukaryota, Metazoa, Annelida, Polychaeta, Sabellida, Oweniidae.
UUAACUAGAGUCCUAAUAAGAAAUCUAUUGAGAAGAUUCAAGGAUACAUCAACAUCUCAAUUUAGUCGUAAUCCUUAAUUGUUAUACAUUAGGAGCAUUAUCAGAAAUCGUCAUCAUUCUACAUCGAUAUAAUUGCAUUAGCGCAAAAGCUUUACGUGCAUGUUUCACACUGAUCGAUUGGAGGAGUGAAUUGCCAUUGUUUUGAAGACAUCGGUCCGGGGACAUCAAAUUAUUAUUAUGUUCUCAUUCAGUGUGGAUUGGAUCACGAAGCAUGAGAAUUUAAAAUAAAUGAAAAUAUAGCAGAAAUGGGCACUACUAUUGUUUACAACUAAAAUGUACAAUACGUAAAGUUACCCGGAUAUGUGAGUUUACAAUGAAACAACAAAAAGGAGUCGAGCGGGGUUAAUGUAAAUUGAUCGAUGUGGAUUAUUAUUCUACACAAAUUACGAUAGCUCUUAGCUCAAAAUAAAAGUGUAUAAAGAUGAUUUUCAUGGCAACGAACAACUCCGGCAAUUGAGAAGUACAAUAAAAUACACCAUCCUAAAGAGAAAGGGUAGUUGAUGAAUGAAUACUAGCGCCGUAUCUUCCAUUGGAUCUGAGGUUCACAUAAUGAAGAUUCAUGGGCCGUCUGUUGUCCUCCUUUUAAUGGCUGCCAAAAUGGGCAUGCUUACUCAAGCAAAAAAUCACACAAUAAGACAUCACAAGAAAACAAGAGCUGACGUUAUGAAGGAUCUCCUAAAAGGUUACGAUAAGUGGGAGCCACCGUCUUCAGGUCCAACCGUAGUGGAACUAGGCAUAUACAUCAAUAGUUUCUAUGCAAUCAGCGAACAAACAAUGGAUUACUCCAUCAAUAUAUAUUUACGACAACAAUGGACCGACCCAAGACUCGCUGACAAGAAAAACAAAACAAGAGGUAUGUUAAAAUUAGAAGACGGAAUGUGGGAGAAGAUCUGGGUACCCGAUGUUUUCUUCCGCAAUGAGAAACAAGCUCAAUACCAUUAUGUCACAAUACCAAACAGAUUGCUAAGGUUGUUUCCAGACGGACGAGUGUGGUAUGCCUCAAAAAUUACAGCCACGCUUACAUGCCCAAUGGAUCUUGCAAAAUAUCCACUAGAUGAGCAGAAAUGCCCCAUGAUGUUUGAAAGUUUCGGAAACACGUUGGAUGCUGUUAACUUUAAAUGGCUAACAGACCCACAACCAUUAGAUAUGGGGCAGGAACCAGAAUUACCUCAAUUCAGAUACGUCGGCUAUGAAUUGCAAACAUGCAGACAGAACUACAGCACAGUUGGCAAUACAAUGGAAACAUUGCAUUACAAAUGGUUACAACCUAAGCCAGUCGCUGGUGAUUCCAAUCUUGAACUGCCACAAUACCGAUAUGUAGGUAAUAAAUUGAUGGAUUGUCUUCAAAACUAUACCACAGGUGCUUACCCAUGCCUACAGAUCGAUUUUAUACUCAAGAGAGACAUAGGAUACUAUCUUAUCCAGCUCUAUAUACCCAGUGUUUUGAUAGUAAUUCUAUCAUGGGUAGCCUUCUGGAUUAGCAUUGAUGCAAUUCCAGCUCGUGUCACAAUUGGACUUCUUACAGUGCUUACAAUGACAACACAGAGCACAGGAGCAAGAUCUCAACUUCCAAGAGUAUCUUAUAUUAAAGCCAUAGACGUUUGGAUGUCAACGUGUUUAUUAUUUGUGUUUGCGUCCCUUUUAGAAUUUGCUGUUGUUAAUGUAUUUUCAAGAAAGGAAAUGAGGAGAAAUAGGACACUUAAUGGGAACAGGAAGUUAAAGGAAGAGCAUGUGACGAUUGAGCAGAUUAAAGUAGUCACUCGGAAUGGAAGGGACUUUAAAGAAGUCAAAGAGAAACGACCAUUUGUUCGUGAUGGAGAAGGGAGGAAUAGAGCCAGAUAUAUUGAUAAACUAGCAAGAAAGAUGUUUCCCUUAUCAUUUGUUCUUUUUAAUUUGAUAUACUGGCUCACAUACAAGUUUGCAUGACACUCUAUGUUUGUACUAUUUUAUUAAAAUAUAAUAUUGCGUCAUAAUGUAACAUACUGUGAAACACACGUUUGCACCAUCAUUACAUUUUAAGCUCAAUUUAUUACUGAAUAAACCCACGAUUGUGUUCGAC